Setaria italica (foxtail millet) is the source of this 1351-nucleotide messenger RNA. RefSeq names its product monosaccharide-sensing protein 2. Gene Ontology annotation, biological process: transmembrane transport. The coding region runs from base 295 to 1020 and encodes 241 amino acids. Gene Ontology annotation, molecular function: myo-inositol:proton symporter activity. The transcript is spliced from 4 exons. Lineage: Eukaryota; Viridiplantae; Streptophyta; Magnoliopsida; Poales; Poaceae. The record is from RefSeq and is a predicted model, not a curated record. Gene Ontology annotation, cellular component: membrane.
GCGUGGAUCAUCGAUUUCGGCGGCCAUGGGGGGCGCCAUCGGCAACUUGCUGCAGGGCUGGGAUAAUGCCACCAUUGCAGUGUCAUGGAGCAGCAGCAGGUUAAAGCUGACUCGGAUGCCGAGAGUCAAAUGGUGGAGAUGACAAUCAACAAGUGUGGAAGGAAUUGAAUACCUCAUGGUAGCAUAAUUGGUGGAGGAUGGCAAUUGGCAUGGAAAUGGACCGAGAGAGAAGGUGCAGGCUGCAGCUCUUGUGAGUCAACCAGCUCUUUACUCCAAGAAACUGCUGGUCCUACCAUGGUGCAUCCAUCAGAGGCAGUUGCUAAAGGUCCAAAAUGGGCCGACCUUUUUGAACCUGGAGUGAAGCAUGCACUGUUUGUUGGCAUAGGAAUACAGAUCCUGCAACAGUUUGCUGGAAUCAGUGGUGUUCUCUACUACACUCCUCAAAUUCUUGAGCAAGCAGGUGUUGGUGUUCUUCUUUCUAACAUUGGCCUUAUCUCAUCUUUGGCAUCUAUUCUUAUCAGCGCCUUGACAACCUUAUUGAUGCUUCCGAGCAUUGGCAUUGCCAUGAAGUUCAUGGAUAUGUCUGGAAGGAGGUUUCUUCUCCUUGCGACAAUCCCUAUCCUAAUAGUUGCACUAGUUGUCUUGGUCAUGGUCAACAUUGUGGAUGUGGGAACCACAGUGCAUGCUGCACUCUCCACGAUCAGCCUCAUACUCUAUUUCUGCUUCUUCGUCAUGGGGUUUGGGCCUAUUCCCAACAUUCUUUGUGCAGAGAUCUUCCCCACCACUGUUCGUGGAAUCUGCAUAGCCAUCUGCGCCUUUACCUCCUGGAUCGGUGACAUCAUUGUGACAUACACUCUCCCCGUGAUGCUAAACUCCAUCGGGCUCGCCGGUGUCUUCGGGAUAUAUGCUGUUUUUUUGUAUCCUAGCUCUUGUAUUUGUAUACAUGAAGGUGCCGGAGACAAAAGGCAUGCCCCUCGAGGUCAUCAUCGAGUUCUUCUCUGUUGGAGCAAAGCAAGCUAAGGAGGAGUAAUCGCCCGGCUAGGGAUCAACGUCACUGGCUGUAAUUUUUUGGUUUCCAAACUUCAUCGUGGUUAAUUAAUCCUCUGAAGUCGUCUGAAAGUUACUUUUACCUACGAAGGAAGGGACCAGCGACGGUGUGCCUAAAGAGUUGGUUUGGUAGUACAUGGUGUCAUGGUUGGGCUUGGGUUUCUUUUUGUGAUCUUGCUCCUACUUUGAUGUCCCAUGAGAUCCAAAUAGUACCUUAUAUAUCUAGGGAUCACCUGAAACUGCUGCCCUUGUAUAAAUAGAUUGUCAUAAUAUCUUCGGGCAUAAAUCAGAAUAUCAUUGGUAA